Molecule: messenger RNA, 673 nt
Organism: Mycotypha africana
Lineage: Eukaryota; Fungi; Mucoromycota; Mucoromycetes; Mucorales; Mycotyphaceae
Exons: 1
Coding region: 249-635 (128 amino acids)
Source: RefSeq, a predicted model, not a curated record
AUUCAAAGAAAAAUCAGAAGGAAAAAGCCCACGAUUUGCAUUAUCUUCUUUUGGAUGAUUUCGUAAUGACUAAUACACCCAAUGUAAGAGGGUUAUACAAGUGUAAGAUGCACGGACAUUUCAUUUUCGCACACAACCCAUUCAAUAAGCUCAUCCUACGGUGGCUCAAGUGAUUAUAAGGUCCUGCCUUUUUGCAAUUCCUUAUUCUUUUUUUCCAAUUUUAAACACUACCAAACUUAUCACUGGCGAUGAAGGACCAGCAAGCAGUCUCUUCUUUAUCGAAAAAGAUUGAUUUGGCUCGCUGUAAAGGGCAAUGGCCGGCUGUUUUACAACUUUCGAAGGAGUACCAGAAAACGAAUCAGCACUAUUCAGCCGUUCAUGAUACUGUCAGAUAUGAAGCCGAAUUCUAUCAAACGCUAACAAAUCUGAAGGGCCACGAUAAUAAUGGGUCGCAAGAAAUACAUUUGAACGACACACCUCUCCAACUCCAUCUAACUUUGACUCCACAGAAAGCAAAGUCGAACACAUAUAUUCAAGCAUUAACUCAUAAGGUGGAGCGUAUACUCGAGAAGAGUACAAAGGCCAAUGACUUCGCGGAGGGUGAAGAAUAUUGGCAACUACAGGUAACUUUUUAAUGUUUCGUUGCAUCCAAUGCAAAUAUCUGACCCUUUCC